AUUAUUAGAGAGAGAGAAGAAAGAUAUCCAGAAUAAUACUUUCGUACUACGCGUCAUCAUCGUAUAUAUUCCCCGGCCAAAACCGAAUCGAACCGCGAAGCUUUGCUCCGGGAAAGCUAACGACAAUGGCGACGGCCGGUUUAGGUUACGUAUCCGCUAUGCUGGUAACGAGAAGACUUGGUUACAACUCAAAAUUCAGUUCCUCUCCGCUGACUCCCAAAGCCAAUCGACUUUUCGCGGCUAAAAUUCGCGCCUUAUCAACUACCUUCGUCGAGGACAAGCCUGUUCGUCUUAUAGAUGAAAAGAAGGUGGAAUUACGGACAAACCUUUUAGCAUGUCCCAUUUGCUACGAUGCCUUUACUUGGAAUGGUGAUCCGGGGUUAUCCUUGAGUUCUAUGGCUCAGUCUAGCUUAGAAUGCAGCACCUGCCGGAAGAAGUACUAUGGCAACGAGACACAUGUUGACUUGACAAUUGCUGGUGGUGGCAACGCUUAUGGAGAAUCCCUGGCAGCUUCUACUGAGAUUUUCAGGCUUCCUUUGGUGUCCUUUCUUUACGAGAGGGGCUGGCGACAAAGCUUUUCUCUAUGGGGUGGUUUUCCUGGCCCAGAAAAAGAGUUUGAAUUGAUGCAAGAUUAUCUUAAACCGGUCAUGGGUGGAAAUAUCAUUGAUGCUAGCUGUGGAAGUGGUUUAUUUUCAAGACUGUUUGCCAAGAGUGGACUGUUUUCUCUUGUUGUGGCUUUGGAUUUUUCUGAGACCAUGUUGCAGCAGUGCUAUGAAUUCAUCAAGCAGGAGGAAAACUUUCCUAAUGAGAACAUAAUCUUGGUUAGAGCUGAUAUCUCGAGGCUUCCAUUUGCAUCAAGCUCCGUGGAUGCUGUGCAUGCUGGUGCUGCGUUGCAUUGUUGGCCUUCACCAUCAGCAGCGGUUGCUGAGAUAAGUCGAGUAUUACGGCCUGGGGGGGUAUUUGUUGCCACAACCUACAUAGUCGAUGGCAUCUAUUCACUCACCCCAUUCGUAAGACCUCUACGCCAAAAUUUUGCUCAAAUAUCGGGCAGUCACAUAUUCUUGGACGAGAAAGAACUUGAAGAUCUUUGCACCGCGUGUGGGCUUGUGGGUUUCAAGUGCAUCAGGAAUAGGCGCUUCAUCAUGCUUACCGCCAUGAAGCCUACCUAGUUGAUUGUUGUGGCUGCCAGUUGCGUAAACUACUACUACUACUACAGGCUUUUCUUGUUACUUGUGUUCUUCCAUUAGUACUAAGAUGGAGGCAUCAUUCAACAAGAUUGCUAAUUGCUGUGCAUAGCUUUACAGAAGCAGAAGUGAUUUCUGUUGACAGAAGAUUACAAUAAACCAAAUAUGCUUGUGACAAUAAUGUACCAAAAUCAUCAACUGUAUAUAUGAAAUGAAUCCCUGUUUCUAAGACCCCAUAUAAUGUAAAAACUCUGGCAGUGAUAUCAUCAUUGCUGCAAUGAAUUCAAUGGUCCAUCCUUGCCAUAGUUCUGUUCAGCAUCCAGACGACGCUCCUUCGCUUCACAUGGCAGAACUUGUCCCUGUCUCUCGGGUAGGUACAGUAGAGAAAAGAGUAGAUGAAGCAACACAGCACCAUUGGAGUUCCUAUUGCAGUGAACAGCGCCUUGGCUAAAGACGUUGCAUUCUUUCUGUCAGUAGCAAUGCUCUGUGCAUCUCGGGGAACCGGUCUGUAGCCAUAAACAUUCUGGGAUAGUAACCCUACAACAGGAGGGGCAAAGGAAGACAAUACAGAUUCAAAUGAUCUAUCCAGAGCAUAGAUACUCGUCCGCCACUCCUCAGAAUUCCAUGAUAUGAAGAACCCUGUAAUGAGCAAGACUAGAGCGUGCAGGAAUACUGAGGAUGGAUCAUUGGGUAAUGCCAGCAAGAGAAUUGCAGCGAGGGGGAUAGCGGAUGCUGAGCUUAUUUGUGACAAGAUUAUUCGUCCAUGAUUUGGAAGACGCUGGGAUAACAGGUCUCCAGCCUUGCCUCCAAACAGGCCUCCGAUAGAACAACCAACCACGAAUGUCCCUGUAAGAAUGGCGGUCUGCAGAUGGGAAAAACCCGUAAGCUCUAACCACAUUGGGGUGAAUGACAGAGCUGACCAGGGAAAAGAGCCAGUAACACCCUGAGCUACAAUUAUCUGGAAGGAUGGUAUCUUCAUGACUGUUUUCGCUUCGUGAACCAGGUCAGUGGCCUCCGACCAAAAGGAUUUUUCGGGAGCUUCACCAUGGCUAUUACCUCUUAAACUGCCAUCUGGGAAGUGAGGAUCAUUUGCAAAGAGGCGAACUAAAAUCCCGACAACAACACUGAUAAUUCCUACUAGAUGAAAGGAAACUCUCCACCCAGGAAUCCCCAUGAAUGUAAUGGGAGCUAUCAGCAAGGCAAGUAAUCCCCCAACAAUGGAACCUAUGUUGCUGGUGAACUGCAGCCACCCAAAAGCCAUUCCUCGGUUGCUGUCAUCUGUUGAGUCUGCUACAAGGGACUGAAUUGCAGGUGCAACUAUGGCCAGCCCUAUCCCAUUCAAGGCUCUGGAUACUGCCACCUUAUCAAGAAACAAAAACAUAGCCCCCCUGGUCAGCUCAGUUAGUUCCUAAGCAAUAAAUUGUAGGCAGUUCAUAAACAAGAAGAGUUAUUGUGGAAAAUAAUGGAACAGUAAAAGGAAAAUGAGAGACCUGAAAAAAGGAGGAGGAGAAGGCAACGAGGAAGGUGGCGGCGGCCCAGAGGAAAGCUCCAUAGGCAAUAACAUGAGCUCGGUUAUGGCGGACAGAAAGAUAGGCUGCAAGAGGGUAGCAAAGAGACUGUACAAUCGAGCGGAAAAGGGUGAGCGAGCCCAGGCGGGUAGGGUCGGCGUGAAGGGCCUCUCCGACCUCCUUGUAAACUCCGGGAAGCAAUGACUCGUCGGCGCGUUCCAUAAUUCCGGCCAAAUUCACCAGCAGUAAGACCAAGGAAGAGCUGCAAUUUACAAAACGGAUACUGGAAUGUUGUACAGGAGUACAGGUGGUGUUUCUUGUUCUUUGACAGAUGUUUCAUACUUUGAAAAUCAUGUCAGAGGUCUUCCAUGGGAGCAAGAAAACUUAUUAUUUUUUUUAGUCGGUUAAUGACGGUUGAAAGUUGAAACAUUCCAUUCCAUUGUUUCAAACACUGACUAUUAGAUUAAACAAACAUUAAUUUAGUACAAGUCAAACAUCAAUUUUAAUAAGCACAGCUGAGUCACUUUUUCUGGAAA
Ipomoea triloba (trilobed morning glory) is the source of this 3228-nucleotide messenger RNA. RefSeq lists its product as uncharacterized. The transcript has 13 exons. NCBI's taxonomy places the organism in Eukaryota, Viridiplantae, Streptophyta, Magnoliopsida, Solanales, Convolvulaceae. Gene Ontology annotation, molecular function: S-adenosylmethionine-dependent methyltransferase activity. The coding region runs from base 126 to 1169 and encodes 347 amino acids. The record is from RefSeq and is a predicted model, not a curated record.